Messenger RNA from Striga asiatica, 495 nucleotides. The record is from the annotation of a GenBank genome assembly. NCBI's taxonomy places the organism in Eukaryota, Viridiplantae, Streptophyta, Magnoliopsida, Lamiales, Orobanchaceae.
GUUAUUCUUGCUGAAGAGGUGGCCGCAUCAAAACUAACACUUUUUGACAUCACAAAACAAAUAUGUGAUGCAGCGCAAGCUAGGGGUGAACAAGGAUGUGUGGGCAACAAAUUCUUUCAACACUGUAAUUUUUCAUCUGGUGGAACUCCCGUUGAUGGGCCAUGGUAUCUGCAGGAUCCGCUUAAUGUUCAGUGGAAGCAACGGGACUGUUGUGGUGACUGUCAUGAAAGACAAAAACAUGGCUACAGGCCUGUAGAGUACCAUGGGAAGUGGCCAUUUAUGCGCAUUUACGGGAUCCAGGAACCAGUUUCUGUGGCUUUCUCGGCAUUAAAUCUUGCUGUACAUUUUCAUGGAUGGGGACGUGAUGGGUCGAUAUUACUGGAUAGUAACAGCGCCUUCACUGGAGAGAAAAACGCAUUCCCCAAUCUGAACUCAGCCCGCGGAUAUGAAGUCAUCGACUCCAUAAAAGCUAACGUCAAAAAAGCUGCCCGUUAA